Lactuca saligna is the source of this 870-nucleotide messenger RNA. The record is from the annotation of a GenBank genome assembly. NCBI's taxonomy places the organism in Eukaryota, Viridiplantae, Streptophyta, Magnoliopsida, Asterales, Asteraceae.
AUGUCUACUUCACCAUAUACCACUGUUGUCUUGUAUUUGAUAUCUCUUAUAAUAUUGAGUUGUACCAAAUUUGUCAUAGCGACCAACUUCUAUAGAGAUUUCAAUAUAUGGUGGGGCAAUGGCCGUGGAAGCAUUCAUGAUAACGGGAAACUUUUAAUGCUGUCUCUUGAUGAAUAUUCUGGCUCUGGGAUCCAAUCUUACAGGGAAUAUCUUUUCUCCAAAAUCGACAUGCAAAUCAAACUUAUUCAAGGAAACUCUGCUGGAACUGUUACCACGUUCUAUUUAGCAUCAGAAGGUGAUAAUCGUAACGAGAUAGAUAUCGAGUUCUUGGGAAAUCUUUCUGGAAAUCCUUACACUCUUCAUACAAACAUGUAUAUCAAAGGGAGCGGCUCUAGAGAGCAACAAAUUCACCUUUGGUUUGAUCCGACCACCAGUUUCCACACCUAUACGAUUAUUUGGAACCCAUUUAUGAUUGUAAUUUACGUGGAUGGGACGCCUAUUAGAGUGUUCAAAAACUGGGAAUCGAGAGGGGUUCCAUACAUGAAAGAGCUUCCUAUGAGGAUAUAUGCGAGCCUUUGGAAUGCGGAUCAAUGGGCCACGAGAGGUGGGGCAAUAAAAACGAACUGGACAGAAGCUCCAUUCAGAACCUGGUUUCGGGAUUAUAAGGCCAGGGGUUGUCUUUGGGAGAACGGGGAGUCUUGUUCAAAAGCUAUUAAACAUGAUUGGUAUAAACAAAAGCAACUAGAUUUGAGGAGCCUUGAGAUGCUGAAAUGGGUCCAACGUAAUUACAUGAUUUACAAUUACUGCAAUGACUUUAAUCGCUUCCCGCAUGGCCUUCCACCAGAAUGUUCCCUCGAUACACCAACAUAA